AUGAAGAAGACAAGGCUGUGCACCGCGUGGAAGAAGACGACUGCCAAACUGGAAGUGGCAUUGGCAGCUGAACGAAGGGCAUACAAGCAAGCCAAACGUCAGGCAAUCCAACUGAGACGGGACUUUCUUACGGUUCAGACAACGGAUGCGAAGAAGAAGAAAUGGAAAUCCCAGAAGGCCCACGAUAGAUUCCUUUGGUUACGACGAAUGAAGCAACAAGAGGAGGCGAGAUGUCGUCGUCGCGCCCAACAAAAAGGAUCUACAGGGGGUUUACGGGCUAUUCAGUUUGAAGAACAAUUACCAGAUGGCACUCCGCAUCUGCGUACUAUCACCGACCGUGCUCUGGUUGAAGAAGGUUGUAUGCAAGAAAACGCGGCACGGUACGACCAGACGUGUGCUCCAUAUACAACUCCACCUAUGGUGGAACCCUUGUAUACAGCAUUCACCGGCACUCAGGCUGAAGCUAAUUCCAUGGCACUAUUGGAAGACCGCUACUCCCUGCCCAGCCUUCUUGACCCUGCCACUACGGCCUUUCUUUCACAUUGCGGAUUUCACAAGGAUCACUUACCUGUGCACCUUGAGGUUACGACCUCUGAUCAGGUGCACUUCUGGUCUCAAAAUCCGGAGGACAAAGGCUCAGAACCUCAUGGCUUGCACAACGGACACUUCAAGGCAGCGGUUCAGUCACCAGUUAUUGCCUAUUGCGACGCCCAUUUUCGCAAUAUUCCUUUGGCAACGGGAUUCGUCCCCUCAAAUUGGCAGAACUUGGUGAAUUUUGCAAUUGAGAAAAAGGCAGGUAACUUCCGGCUGUCGACAAUGCAUACUAUUCAGUUAAUGAAUUCGGAGGCACAGGCGAACAACCAAAAAGCCGGUCGGGCGGCCAUGCAAUAUGCCAAGGAACACUCCUUGAUUCCGGACGGUCAGUGCAGUUCUCGGAAACGCCACCAGGCCAUUGAUCUGGCCCUGUCCAAACGUCUGGUCUGGGACUUGUUGAUUCUCCAACAACGCGCAGCUGGGUGGAUCUCUAACGAUGCCAAAUCCUGCUUUGAUCGUAUUGUUCAUUGGGUGGCAAUCAUUUCGAUGCUCCGGUUUGGGCUGACAUGGAGGGUCCUAUCCUCCAUGUUUCACAUGCUGUCAUCAGCGACGCAUCGGGUGCGGACAGGCUUUGGUGAUUCAGAACGUACUUUCAAGCUGCCUUCCGUUAUCCCCUUCCAAGGCUGUGGUCAGGGUAAUGGGGCUGGACCCCCUAUAUGGAUCUCCGUCAGCUCCGUUCUCAUUACCAUGAUAGAAGCGAUGGGUUACGGCUUUGAGUGCCUCUCAGCACUGGAGUCACAGUUGGUCACAGCCCAAUGCUUCUGCUUUGUCGACGACACCGAUGUCAUUGAGGCCGGCAAUACAGUACAUCACUCGGGUGAAGCUAUAUGUGCAUUGGUGCAGGACGCCGCCACUCUGUGGGCUGGGGGAAUCCGAGCCACAGGAGGUGCGAUCAACCCCGAGAAGUCCUUUUGGUGGCUCAUUGAUUUCAAGUGGGACUCAGGCACAUUUAAAUGGAAAUUCCGUGGAAAUCAAGCAGUUGCCCCCAACUUUGAACUCCAAAUUCAAGGUCUUUCAGGUGCUACUGAAUCCUUGCGUCGCCUUGAACCAGACGACUCGGAACGCACUUUGGGAGUUAUGCUUUCUCCCUUGGAAAACCUUGAGGCUCACAUGGCUCAGAUGGUUGCUAAAGCUAAGGAUUGGGCAGAACAGCUUCGACCCAACCUGCUUCACAAAUAUGAUGUCCUUCCCCUCAUCAGGUCGACCAUCAUGAAGAAAUUGGAGUAUCCGAUGGCGCUAACAACCCUGGAUGCCCAGCAAUGGACAGUCAUUAUGUCUCCGGUACUUCAAGUGUGCCUUCCGAAGGCGGGUGUCUGUCGUAAUUUCCCUCGGGAUGUCGUAUUUGCUCCGCUGUCCUAUCAGGGUCUUGGACUUCCACAUCCGUUUGGUUGUCAAGUGUUUAAGCACCUUGAGAUGUUGCUCCGACAUAUGGCCAACAGGACCAAAACUGGUGACUAUAUGGAGGCCAACAUCCAAGCCCAUCAACUUGAAACGGGGACGUCCUUUGGACUUCUGCAACAAGUCUACACCAACACGGCGAUCCUCGCUUCAGACACAUGGUUGAAACGAGUCUGGCAUGAGCUCGAAGGUUUGGACAUCUAUGUCGCCUAUGACUCUCCAGCCCUCUCCCUUCGAUGUACGGACGACUCCCUUCUGAUGGAUCUCUUCAUCAACUUGGAGGUUGAACAGGAGGAACUUUUAUGGCUCAAUUGGUGUCAAAUGUUCCUCCAGGUAUGCACAGUGUCUGACAUUGUGACUGCUGAUGGCAGGUUUAUUCGUCGCUCCGCGUGGAAUGGGCUCAGGGAUGAGUGCUGCCGCUCGCCAUACCAAUGGCCAAGGACAGUUCGCCCAACAAGGCAACACUGGGACCUGUGGCAGACCACCUUGUCCAGAGCCCUGUUUGCCUCCAACGGGCCACAUCACCCACUACAACAGCCCUUGGGGCCAUGGACUGACCGUCUGGAGGACUGGAAUUGGUUACUGUCCCCCACCACAGGCCUUUUCCACCGCCAUGGGGCAACCUGGAAACACUUUAGCUCUGCGGGCUCUCCCACCACGUCACGUCGCUACGCACCAGCGCCGUCACCUCCUUCCUGCCCAUGGUGGACUGCACCGCUUCCUUCUGACACUCUUUGUGCUACGGUUCGCUCCAUCACAGGAUAUGACAGGGUUCUUCUCACCGGUACUGGCCGUGCCUCUGAACCGUCUGCUUCCUCCAGCCCAUCCAUCCUUCACACGUGGCAGACGGCUGCCGAGCUCUGCACGGACUAUUACGGGUGGGUCCCCGAUGAGAUCGAGGUUCACGGUGACGAAGCCACCUUAGCUGAUGCUCUGUUGGACGGUCGCCUGCGUGUGAUCAGCGAUGGAUCCUUCAAGAACGAGUUGGGGACCGCGGCGGUUCAACUCCUGGUGAAGCAUGAAGGAUGCCAUCAAAUCAUCAUCCGGUGUCAGACUCCCGGUUUGCCCCAGGACCAGAGUCCAUAA
Molecule: messenger RNA, 3078 nt
Organism: Cylindrotheca closterium
Lineage: Eukaryota; Bacillariophyta; Bacillariophyceae; Bacillariales; Bacillariaceae
Source: the annotation of a GenBank genome assembly